Thamnophis elegans (Western terrestrial garter snake) is the source of this 3062-nucleotide messenger RNA. RefSeq names its product patatin like phospholipase domain containing 4 (gene PNPLA4). Lineage: Eukaryota; Metazoa; Chordata; Lepidosauria; Squamata; Natricidae. Gene Ontology annotation, biological process: lipid homeostasis; triglyceride catabolic process. The transcript is spliced from 10 exons. Gene Ontology annotation, cellular component: lipid droplet; membrane; cytoplasm. The coding region runs from base 552 to 1595 and encodes 347 amino acids. Gene Ontology annotation, molecular function: retinyl-palmitate esterase activity; triacylglycerol lipase activity. The record is from RefSeq and is a predicted model, not a curated record.
UGGAGGGUCUGUUGUUUGCCUUGCGCUCCGCCAAGUGCUGAAAUUGAAAAAUGCGGAUUCAAGCCUUUUUCUUAGCCUUGGCUACGUUUCUUCGAAAUUAAUCCAUUUAGCUCCUUUCAGCCCCAAAUGAUUUUCUCGGAAUAAAAUAAGAUGCUAAAAUAGAUAUUUUAUAAUCGGGACUCGCUUGGAGAUUUGACCUGUUGCUCGGGACUCGCUUGGAGAUUAAAGUCGCCAUUAAUCAUCAGGCUGUGUUCGCAGAGACGAGCAUUUCGGCUUCUGAAUAUUGCCUCAACCCUUCUGUCUCAAACGUUCAGGGCCCUCUGGUGUUGGCCAUUUGGCCAGCCGUGCUAGCUGGCAGUAGUACGCAAGGAGGACCCUCUCUCAGGAAACAGUCGAGUUUUGUGUCACCUUAAAGGCCAGCACCGUUAUCAUAAAAUAAUUCCGUUGAAUGCAAUUCAUUUGGUGGAGUGGACUUGUCAAAAGAGGAUUAGUACUCUUAUAAAAAGAACAAAGCAAGAUUCAUAUUCUAUAAACUGGACACAUUUAAAGGCAUGUGGGCUACCAAAAGGAUAUAUAGAUCCCUAAGACAGAGGCUGCAGUUGAAGCAAGUUGGACUGCACAAUUCUCUAUGUAGAGUCAAAUGUUUUGAGAAAUCUGAUCAGUAUUAUGUUUUACAAGCUUUUCAUCUUUUACCCACAUGCAGUGUAUCCUCUCAUAAUACAUGUUUCAUAAUGGAUAUGAGAACUAAUCUCAAUGUAAAAGAAGGAAAUAAAGUAAAUAAGAAAUCAUCCAAGUCACUACAUGAUGGAAGGCAUCUUGAGAUGGAAGCAAAGAUGAAACAUCUCAAUUUAUCCUUUGCGGCCUCUGGCUUUCUGGGGAUCUACCACUUGGGGGCAGCAUCUGCUCUUUGCAGACAUGGUAAGAAGUUAUUGAAGGUUGUGAAGGCCUUUGCAGGAGCAUCUUCAGGAGCUUUGACUGCCACUGUUCUUUUAACAGUGCCAGAAAGUAUUGAGAAAUGUACAAAUAUUACCUACCAACUUGCUGAAGAUACUAGAAGACUCUAUUUUGGACCACUAACACCUGGUUAUGAUCUCAUGACAAAACUUAGUGGCUACAUUGAUUCAAUCCUCCCCCCUAAUGCCCAUGAGAUAGCAGAAAAUCGCCUCUUUAUAUCAGUCACUAGUACUAAGAAUGGAAAAAAUUAUUUGCUUUCACAUUUUGCCUCCAGGGAAGAUCUUGUUAAGGCUUUAUUAGCCAGCAGUUUUAUUCCUCUUUAUGCAGGAAUAAAUGCAGUGGAUUAUAAAGGACAGAAAUGGAUUGAUGGUGGCUUAUCCAAUGGCCUACCUAUCUUGUCAAAAGGCCGAACUGUGACUGUUUCUCCUUUUUGUGGCCGGCUGGACAUUUGCCCAGAAAACAAAGGACGAGUGGAUAUUUAUGCUAAAGUUGCAAAGCAAGACAUCAUGUUAUCCAUUGGCAACUUUCUAAGACUUCAUCAAGCUCUAUUUCCACCAAGCCAGGAGAAGAUGGAAUCACUAUAUCAAGAUGGAUAUGAUGAUGCCAUACAGUUUUUAUUGAAGGAAAAUUGGUUUGAGUAGAUUAUGCCAGAUGAAAAUAAAUAAAAAAUUGAUGGCUUGUAAAUGCAAAUCUUUGAGCCCAAAGGGCUGAUGUCACCAUUUAUGUUUAUCUCAAAAAAUGUCACUGAGAUUUCAUGCCAGACAAGUGUUUUAUAUUGUGCUGGCCUGAAUUUGUAGAGGGUUUCAAAUGCAGUGGAAUUGUAUUUGGUAUAGAAGAUAAACUGUUUCUUAGAAAAGAGUAAGAGAAAUGAAAACUUCAAUUGCUUUUAUUUUCAUUUUUUCAUGCAGAUGUGAAAAUGCUAAAAAUAUGGUUUUCUUCUCAUUAAAUUUGUUCAUAUGAAGUCAUAAAUAUGUGCAGUUUGCAGAAAAUUGAAUACUUGUGUUAUUUCAUAAAAAUACUAUUAAUGUGUUCAUUAAUUAGUGUACUCAUUUUUUUUAAAAUCCAGUGCAUUCUCAAGCGUGAACUAUAAUUACAAUGAAACCAUGGGAAACAAAACAACUUAACAACUCAUUUAUGUACAGAUAUAUUUUACCAUUAGUAGCCUACAUUAGUUUUUCAGAUAGCCUAUGUAUAUUUUAAAAUGUUGACUUUCAGUGAGUUUAUUUAUCCUUUCUGUCAUAUAAAAUUCAUUGUAGAAGAAAAGAAAAAUAUUAAACAUAUUGCAUUUUUGUUUAUGCCAGUCACCUAGAAAAUAGAUCAGAACAAUUGUUAAAUAUGAAUAAAACAAGUGGCAUCAUUCAGUUCUAUUUAAAACAUUGUCUCAAAGGAAGUAAUUUGCUGAUUUAAUGACUAUUGCCCAAAUUGCAUUUUCACCUAAAAUGCUUUCUAUACUGUUGGAAUCCAUUGGGUAUGAUUUUCUAGUGGCAGGUCUCCUGUCAACAUAAUUUAAGAAUAGUAUUGAUUCUACUUAUAGUAAAUAUUACAGUAUCAAUUUUAAAUUAACUGUUUGAAUAAAUUCUUAUUGCAAAAGUUUUGCAAUGUUCUUUUUAAUUCAUUGUAAACUUGUUCUUUUCUAUGAUUUGUGUGGAGAUAAUGAAUGCAGUUUGUGUAUAAACCCAAAAGAUGGUGUUAUAAAAGCUAAGAUUUCACUCUUUGUUUCCAUUACAGUUAUUCCCGACUUAUGUCCAUUCAUUUAAUGACUUCAAAUUUACGAUGCCAUUGAAAAAUGUGACUUACAAUCAGUUUUCAGGCUUAUGAACAUUUCAGUUUCCCUGUGGUCACAUGAUCAUAAUUCAGGCAUGUGUUUAUGACGAUUGCAGUGACAUCGGGUCAUAUGAUGACCAUUUGUGACCUUUCCAGCUGGUUUCCAACAAGCAAAGUCAAAGAGGAAAGCUGGAUGGAGCUUGUUUGAAGAUUCUAACGGGAGCGCAGUAUUGUAUACCCUUGAACGAAGAUUGGUACACCCCUUCUGUCUGGGAUGGUCAUUGUCUUCCACUGAGUGUACAGCUUUGGGAGGGGCGCACAUGGAGAGGACAUGCCUAGCCAAU